Messenger RNA from Bufo bufo (common toad), 2596 nucleotides. RefSeq names its product LETM1 domain containing 1 (gene LETMD1). Gene Ontology annotation, molecular function: ribosome binding. Gene Ontology annotation, cellular component: mitochondrial inner membrane. The record is from RefSeq and is a predicted model, not a curated record. The coding region runs from base 71 to 1108 and encodes 345 amino acids. Gene Ontology annotation, biological process: intracellular monoatomic cation homeostasis. NCBI's taxonomy places the organism in Eukaryota, Metazoa, Chordata, Amphibia, Anura, Bufonidae. The transcript is spliced from 10 exons.
AUCAAACCUCUUUGAGCUCACUAGGGUGUAGCAUCCUGCACACUGGUCUCUUUCUUGAGGACUAGGGAACAUGGCGCUGUGCAGGACUGGGACGUGUUGGCUGCAUGUGGACGGAGGGCGGCGGAGGAGAUGUCUGCUGACGCUGUACCAGUCCUGUCACUUAUCAACCAACCAGAAGCCACAAGGAGCGCUCUCUCUGAUCACCUCAAAAGCGAAACAUCUCAAUGCAAAGUAUGAACACUUUCUGGAGAGAAAGCUGCCGAACUUUUAUAUCUUGUACUCCACUUUUAUGAAAGGAUUGCGAAUGUUAUUUAUUGAUGGAAAAGAAGUCCGCGCGAUAAGAAGAAAGAUGAAAAGCCACGGGAUACAGUACCACCAGCUGCCUUAUAGAGAAAUGGAAAAAUUAAGACAGUUCAGAAGAGAUGUCAUCAAAGCUGCCCCCGUGAUCAUGAUUUCGAUUCCACCAUUUGCAAACUAUCUGGUCUUUGUUUUAAUGUAUUUUUUCCCCAGACAAUUGCUGAUCCGGUACUUUUGGACUCCAAAACAGCAGGAGGAGUUCUUGGAGAUUUAUCAUAGCAAACGGAAAGAUGUUUAUGAAGAUGUGUUAGACGGUAUGUUAAAGUCUGUUAGCUCCGUGACCGAGCAGACUCUGCAGGAUCAGAUUCACCAUCUGGUCACACAGGUACAGCAUGGAGUUCACCCAAAGGUAGCAAAUCUGCAGGAGGUCAGAGCAGCCUUCUCACAUCCACCUUUCUGUAUGAACAGUCUGGAUGUCCAGAAAAUGAAAGCUUUAAGCCGUAUAAUGUUCCUGACACCGCACCUUCCAGCUUUUUUCCUUCAGCGUCGGCUCAGGUCGCACAUUUUUGAAAUUCAUCACCUGGACAGCGCCCUGCAUCAGUUGGGAGUGAAAGAACUCACCGACGAAGAAGUUAAGGGGGCUUGUUAUAUCAGAGGGCUAAACUCGGCUCCCCUCAGUGCAGAAGACUGUAGGAAAUGGUUAAAUUGCUGGCUGCAGCUGUCAGGAAAGCUAAAAGAGUCUGAGGCCUCAUUAUUAUUGCACAGCAUGGUCCUGCUAUGUGUGAACUACCUCCAGUCUGUAGGGAAGUGACCCACGGACUGUCAUCAUUGACUUGUAUUCUGCUGGCUUCUUGGGCGAGGGCCCUAGAGAUUGAUGUCCUGAAGACUUGUAAAGCGUGCACUAUUGAAGAGAUUCUUUCUUUCUGGACUUAGUACGUUAUGUGAAUCUUCCUUUUCUCAGAAGACUUAUUCUGCACGGGUACAUUUUUUAAAUCUUUCGUGUAAAACAAUGUUUAUUCGGAGAUGAAAACGUGGCCAGAUCAGGACCAAAUAAAUAUGGAAAAAUGUUAGUCUCAGAACAGCUUGAAGAUCUGACAAUUCUUAUCAAAGAACCAUCAAACCCCUUUUUAUGAUAUGGCAUCGUGAAGUAUCAAAGGUUUGGAUCUGUGGGGUCUGAGAGCUGAGACCCCCGCCAGUUGCUAAAAUGAGGAGAUAGCUCAAGGAGCCUGGCCUCUCCCUUCUGAAGAUGGGCUCUAUAGCAAGGUCGUGUGCCCAUCUGCAGUCCUUUCUCUCUCUUCAUCUUAGCGCUUGGACCCCACCGAUCAAAACUUUUAAUGUUAUAAUGACAUUUCAAAAGUUUUUUGAAAAAGAAAAAAAGUCUGCUCUAUUUGCAACGAAACAGUGUCGCUCUGGUGUCCAGUAUUGCAUCUAAUCCCCAUUUCAGUGAAUGGCUGCAGUGCCAGACUCCACCCCGUGAAGAAAAUGGUGCGGCUUCUGAGCAAUAAAAAGCAUACCCCUUGGGAAAGGACCAAUUUGCUUUGUAGGUGUUGAGAAUGUACUGUAUACGAUGUCAUUUGAUACUACUGAGAAAUGUUGUGGAUUAUACCGCUUUGUUUAAAAGAAGAACUAUUAGAUUGGUGGGGUUCCUACCGCUGGGACCCCCACUGAUCACAAGAACAGGGACUUUGUUAAUUUCAGGGGGCUCCACUGGGUACAGAGUGGCCGCUACCUUCAUAUCUACAGGAGUUCUGGAGAUAGCCGAGUACAGUGCUCCACUAUCUCCAGAAAUGCCAUAGAAAUGAAUGGAGCAGCUGUGUGCAUGUCCGGCAGGCCACUCCAUUCAUUUUGUGGAGGUCCCAGCGGUAGGACUCCCACCAAUCUAAUAGUUAUCCCCCUAUCCUGUGGAUAAUUUGAAGGCCCCCCCCUUAAUUUCUCCACCAUUGUAUACUGAACCACUGUUUUAAAAUUGUCCCAUUCAGCAGAGAUGGAGGGGAACGUGUCUCCUUCGGCUUCUAAACCAGUGGCACUUUGUACAAACCACUCUUGAGUUGUUGUUUUGUUUUUUAUAUAUAUAUAUUCAGUAAGUACUGUAGCUUAUGUAUAUUUUACUUUUGUUAAUGCAGCAGAACUGUAAGUAAUGUGUGAAAAAUAUAAAGCGGCUUUUAAGACUAACGCCAUCAGGUUUUAUGGUGAUAUGUACACUUUGAUCUUAAACACAGGUGACAUGCUGCAGUUCCAUGACAGGACUGUGAGAGGUGCUGUAAACGUCUGAAUGUUUUAGAAAUAAAUAUGUUUAAAA